Messenger RNA from Hemicordylus capensis (graceful crag lizard), 4395 nucleotides. It is a transcript of the gene COL6A1, whose product is annotated as collagen type VI alpha 1 chain. The record is from RefSeq and is a predicted model, not a curated record. NCBI's taxonomy places the organism in Eukaryota, Metazoa, Chordata, Lepidosauria, Squamata, Cordylidae. The coding region runs from base 201 to 3245 and encodes 1014 amino acids. The transcript has 35 exons.
UCCUGCUUACAUCUCCUCCUCAUCUUAAUUCCCUUUCCUUCUCCUCCACUCUUCUGUAACUCAGGGACAGAGUGGAAACGUAAUAAAAAUUGCCAGUUAGGAGAAAAUUGACUUCAUCUAAUUCCUAGCCCCCACCCCGCUUCUGUUUCCUUCACAUUCAUUUCAAAGUCUUGGUAAAUGUUAACUCCAUUCCUUGCAAGAUGAGGUUAGCCGACUUUAUUCUCCCUUUUCUACUCCUGGACUGUUUUCUUUUGCGAAGGGUACUUGCUCAGGAAAUAUCCCCAAAUGCGAUAGCUUUUCAAGAUUGCCCAGUGGAUUUGUUUUUCGUCUUGGAUACCUCAGAGAGUGUUGCCUUAAGGAUAAAGCCUUUUGGGGCCUUGGUUGACCAGGUCAAAGACUUCACAACCAAAUUCCUUGAUAAGUUAACUGACAGAUAUCAUCCGUGUAGCAGGAAUCUAGUGUGGAAUGCUGGAGCCCUCCAUUACAGUGACGAGGUAGUACUGAUCAAGGGGCUCACUCGUAUGCCCAGUGGGCGAGACGAUCUGAAGGCAAGAGUGAGAGCAGUGUCUUCUAUUAAGAAAGGCACCUAUACGGACUGCGCCAUCAAGAGUGGGAUUGAAGAGCUGCUUGUUGGGGGGUCUCAUCAAAAGGAAAAUAAAUACCUGAUUGUGGUGACAGAUGGACAUCCUUUGGAAGGAUACAAAGAGCCCUGUGGGGGACUGGAAGAUGCUGCCAAUGAAGCAAAGCAUCUGGGGAUCAAAGUGUUCUCCGUUGCCAUUUCUCCAGACCAUCUGGAAUCCAGGCUAAGUGUGAUUGCCACAGAUCACACCUUUCGUCGCAAUUUCACAGCAACUAGUCUUUCUAGAACUUCGCGUGCUAUCGACAGUACAAUUGACACCAUUAUUGAGAUGAUGAAAAACAAUUCAGAGGAAGUGUGCUGCUCAUAUGAAUGCCAGGCUGAUCCAGGUCCCCCAGGACCCAGAGGAGAACCAGGAUAUCAGGGAGAAAGAGGGAAACCAGGCCUGCCAGGAGAAAAGGGAGAAUCUGGAGAGCCUGGGAAGCCAGGUGACUCAGGACCUGUUGGUUACCAAGGGAUGAAGGGAGAAAGAGGCAUCAGAGGUGACAAGGGCUCAAGAGGUGCAAAAGGAUACAAGGGCGAGAAGGGCAGGCGUGGCAUUGAUGGUGUUGAUGGCAAGAAGGGUGAACAUGGAUUUGCUGGGUUACCUGGGUGCAAAGGAUCCCCAGGAUUUGAUGGCUUACAAGGUCCUCCUGGCCCAAAAGGAGAUCCUGGUUCUUAUGGACCUAGAGGAAGCAAGGGAGAGCCUGGGUUUAGUGGAGGGCCAGGCAGUCCGGGAAGCUCUGGAAAUCCUGGAGAAAAGGGUUCGCCUGGAAACCCGGGUUCGCCUGGAGAGAAAGGAGAAAUUGGAGAUGAGGGAAAUCCUGGCCCGAUUGGUCCCAAUGGAGAGAAGGGUGGUAAUGGAGAAAGAGGGCAACCAGGUACCCCUGGUCUCCGUGGACCCAGAGGAGAUCCGGGUCAACCGGGACUACAGGGUGAUCAAGGCCUAGAAGGACCUUUUGGACCACCUGGAGAACCAGGUGAAGGUGGGCCACCUGGGCCUAAGGGAUACAGAGGAGAUGGAGGACCUUCUGGACCAGAAGGCCCGAAAGGUCUGCCUGGACCAUCUGGAUUACCUGGUGAAACUGGCUUGAUGGGUGAAAGGGGAGAAGAUGGCAUCGCAGGAAAUGGCACUGUUGGUUGCCCUGGCUUCCCAGGAUAUUCUGGCAGCAGAGGUGAUCCUGGGACUAAUGGUACCAAAGGCUAUCCUGGUCCAAAAGGUGAUGAAGGCGAGAUGGGAGACCCUGGAGAUGAUGGUACAGACAGCGGAACCAAAGGAGCUAGAGGAGCCAAGGGGCACAGAGGCCCAGAAGGCCGUCCGGGACCUCCAGGACCCGUAGGCCCUCCAGGACCAGAUGAAUGUGAAAUUUUAGAUAUCAUCAUGAAAAUGUGUUCUUGCUGUGAAUGCAAGUGUGGCCCCAUUGAUCUUCUGUUUGUACUGGACAGUUCAGAGAGUAUUGGCCUUUCAAACUUCCAGAUUGCUAAGGAUUUCAUUAUUAAGGUCAUUGACAGAUUAAGCAAAGAUGAGCAUGUGAAGUUUGACCAACAGGAGUCCCAUGUUGGUGUUGUGCAGUACAGCCAUGACAAUACCCAGGAACUGGUGGCCAUGGGAGACCCCAACAUUAAUAACAUUGGAGCGCUCAAAGAGGCUGUGAAGAACCUGCAGUGGAUUGCUGGUGGCACCUAUACUGGGGAAGCCCUUCAGUUCACCAGGGAAAACUUGUUGCGACGGUUUGCCUCUGAGAACAGAGUGACCAUUGUCAUCACAGAUGGGCGAUCUGACAUACUUCGAGACCAAACACCACUGAACACACUCUGUGGAGUGACUGAGGUGCUCCCCUUGGGUAUCGGUGACAUUUUCCACUCUGCUCCAAAUUCUGAACAAUUAACAACUAUUUCCUGUGGUGGGGCGGCUGUUCAGCGAGAAAGCUAUGCUGAGUUGCUAGAUGACACUUUCCUACAGAAUAUUACCUCUACUGUCUGCAAAGACAAGAAAUGCCCAGACUACACUUGCCCAAUCACUUUUGCUGGCCCAGCUGAUAUCACACUACUGGUAGAUAGUUCUACCAGUGUUGGAAGCCGUAACUUUGAUACCACCAAGAAAUUUGUGAAGCGUCUUGCAGAGCGAUUCCUGCAAGCAGCCAAACCUGCUGAUGACUCUGUGCUCAUCUCCGUUGUCCAGUACAGCGGCAAAGGCCAGCAAAAAGUGGAAGUGUCAUUUGAGAAAAACCUCACCAUGAUUGCAGAUGCCAUCGACAGCAUGAAGUUUAUGAAUGAUGCCACAGAUGUGAAUGCAGCCCUCAGGUUCAUCACUACCCUAUACGAGAGCCGCUCGCGUGGCAAUGCAAAGAAGAAGGUGCUGAUUUUCUCAGAUGGCAACUCUCAAGGCAUCACCAGAAGCGUCAUUGAGAAGGCAGUUCAGGAGGCCCAGCAGGCAGGCAUUGAGAUUUAUGUACUAGUGGUUGGCACGCAAGCCAAUGAGCCCAAUGUGCGUGUGCUUGUCACGGGGAAAACCACUGAGUAUGAUGUGGCCUAUGGAGAGCGCCACCUCUUCAGAGUUGCUGAUUACACCUCUCUGCUGAGGGGCGUGUUCUAUCAAACUGUCUCCAGGAAAGUAGCUGUAGACUGAGGAGGUGGAGCAUAGAAGAGCAGGAUAUAUAGAUUCUAAUUUCUAAAGGAACGGAAUGUAAGCAGCCAACACAACCCGUGAUUUUAUUAAAAGCCAUAGGCCAUCCAUGUCCCUGCUUUUGAGCUGUAUAUCCAUGUCCAUUGUCUGUUCUCUUUCUUGUCCAUAAAUUCUUCCAGCCUACAGGGGGAAAACAUAGGCUGACGUAUUCUUGCCCGGGCGGAUAGAUUUCUGAACUGUAACUGCAACGACUGCUUUUUGCACCAUAUUUGGCAGAGAUAAACUGGGUUAAUAAAGAACCUUAAACACACUACCAUUAUUUUAAAGGUUGAUAGCACAUUUUACAUAAAGAACAGUCCCUCUUUCAGAAUGAAAUGAUCCCUUAUCUUGCUGCCAAAAUUAAUGUUUUUAAACUUAUCAGUUAUUUCAUUUUGUUUUUACAAAACACCAUUAUAUUUGGUAGAGACUACUUUCUAGACUACUUAGUUGGCUUGAGAAAGAUUACUUUGUCCUAGAAAAUGUCAGGGAUGUUUUUAUAUGACACUUGUUGUUCUCCAUAGUAAUUGUGGAAGUUACUGAAAUUUUAAUCUCUGGCAUGCAGUCCAGUUCAACUAAGCGUAUUUUGACAAGAAAUUUUAAAGCGACAUUAUAGAAACCUAACUAAAGUUUAAUUCUAGAGGAAGGUACCACAAUAAAAAUAAAAAUUCUUCAAUGAUGUUUUUUAUGCAUGCAUGCAUGAUGAAAUUAAACCCUGAAAAAUGAUCUUCCAGUAUGCAUUAUUAUCUAAAUUAUUUUCAAAUUCUACCAUGCAUUUGGCUCCUCUGACUUCAGAGGGCCAUGUCCUAUCCAAUGUGAUAGUGUUGGUGCUACCCGGCAACACAUGCACACUGCUGGAGGUUUACAUUAUACGUUUACAUAGUUAUUCCUGAAAGAUACGUCAGAGUUGGGGAUUGGUUUGGACAGGUUUAUUUCAGUGUUUCCAAUGGUGCUGUCGCUAUGAAUUCAAUAUGCUUUUUAAAACAGGAAAUUGUGUUCAACAUUGCGGCUUUUAUUGUCUUGUAAUCAAGAUCCAUUUUACCACUUUUAUUUUAUUCCUGUGUUUUACUGACAGAUGUUCCCUUUAAGAUGUUGUUCAAAUAAAUUGUUUUCCACA